Mercurialis annua (annual mercury) is the source of this 1727-nucleotide messenger RNA. Its product is annotated as mitogen-activated protein kinase kinase 10. The coding region runs from base 40 to 1002 and encodes 320 amino acids. Gene Ontology annotation, cellular component: cytoplasm. The transcript is spliced from 2 exons. NCBI's taxonomy places the organism in Eukaryota, Viridiplantae, Streptophyta, Magnoliopsida, Malpighiales, Euphorbiaceae. Gene Ontology annotation, biological process: protein phosphorylation. Gene Ontology annotation, molecular function: protein serine/threonine kinase activity; ATP binding. The record is from RefSeq and is a predicted model, not a curated record.
UAUAAAUUAACAGAAUGCAAACAAGAAAUUGAUCAGUAAAUGACUUUAGUUAGAGAAAGAAGGCAUCAGCAACCUCUAAGGCUAUCCUUACCACCUCCGUUACCAGCUUCCGAUCAUGACGGCCGUCAUCAGACCCACCACGCGCCACCUACGGAAAUUAUCAGUCCGGACUCUCCAGGCAUUGAUAACCUCGAAAAAAUGGCAGUUCUAGGCCGUGGUAACAGUGGCACGGUUUAUAAAGUACGGCAUAAGCCUACCGACACCAUCUUGGCUUUGAAAAUCCUCCGAUUUGAUGAUAACGCUGCCGCUAUACGCCGGCAGGCAGCAAGAGAGGCGGAGAUUCUAAAACGGGUGGAUUCACCGUAUAUUGUUCGAUGCUACGCGGUUUUUAAUAGUGAUCGUGAGGAUGAUCUGUGCUUUGCAAUGGAACACAUGGAGAAAGGAUCAUUGAAUGAUGUAUUACUUGCAAGACAAGUCAUGACGGAACAAGUUAUUUCUCGAGUGGCAUGGUGUGUGUUAAAUGGCUUGAAGUAUCUACACAGAAUGCAGAUUGUUCAUGGGGACAUAAAACCAUCUAAUUUGCUGAUUAAUGCUAAAGGUGAUGUGAAAAUUGCAGAUUUUGGAGUGAGUAGGGUUAAUAAUGAUGAAUAUGACACAAAUAUGGGUACAUGUGCGUAUAUGAGCCCCGAGAGGUUUGAUUCGGACGGGAAGAAUGCCGAUGGGUACUCGGCGGAUGUUUGGUCACUGGGGGUGGUGGUUCUUGAGUGCCUUGUAGGUCAUUAUCCGUUGAUUGGUGUCGGAGAGAAACCGGAUUGGGCAGCAUUAGUGUGUGCAAUAUGCUUUGGAGAGAGGCUGGAGUUUCCGGAGAAUGCGUCGCCUGAGUUUCAGAGUUUUGUAACCAGAUGCCUAGAAAAAGAUUGGACCAAAAGAGGGACUGUUGAUGAACUUCUUCAUCACCCAUUUGUAGACAAGACAUUUUGUGAACUUGAUGUGCAUUCUUGAAUUUCUAUUUUGAGUCGAAAAUUAUGAUAGUUAUAGUGGAUUGGUUUGAGUUACAACUAAGGCAACCGAUCUCUCUUCUUUUGGUAGAAAAUUGAGCCGGUUAGAAUGGUAAAGGUAUUCUAUCACGAAAUAACGAUCGACACGUGUAAUAGGUCAGUUACUAUUAUCUCCAUUUAGGUCCAAAGUCCAAACUACUAUGUUUUUCCUUUCAAUUUUACUUUAAUAUUUCAUACAAGGGGAAAUUUAGAUUUAAAAAAAAAAAAAAAAACUAGAAUGCAAGGAGAGAUAUAGUGAUUUUCAAAAUUCAUAGAAUCUAAUAUGUUCCUCAGUACUAACUACAAAUGGAGUGGAUUAAUGGCUUUGGCAAUAGUACCGCCUACAGGCUACCACCAACUAACCUGGAAUAUCAAAGAGCUCCAAAGAAAUGUUGCUACUUCUGAACAUGAAAUUAGAAAGAAUCUCAAAGAGCUUUUUAUAGCUUAAAGAAAAAACAGUUCACAAAAAUCCGUCAUGAAUAAUGGAUUUGACUCCAACUCGAUCAGAAAUGGGAAUAAUAUAGAGAGAGGACUGACUUAGAGGCUGCAGAAUCAGAUGAAAGCAUGAAUACAUUUGUUCAAUCGAGUCGAAACAAAGUCAUCAAUUCAUGCAUUGCUGCUGGUAUAUGUAAACACUUCCUGGUUAGAUAUGAAAACAUGUGAAAUUUCAGUAUUAUAUCCUAUCAGCUU